Messenger RNA from Syngnathoides biaculeatus (alligator pipefish), 1268 nucleotides. RefSeq names its product 3-hydroxyacyl-CoA dehydratase 2 (gene hacd2). The transcript has 7 exons. Gene Ontology annotation, molecular function: 3-hydroxyacyl-CoA dehydratase activity. Gene Ontology annotation, biological process: very long-chain fatty acid biosynthetic process; sphingolipid biosynthetic process; fatty acid elongation. Lineage: Eukaryota; Metazoa; Chordata; Actinopteri; Syngnathiformes; Syngnathidae. Gene Ontology annotation, cellular component: endoplasmic reticulum membrane. Bases 105 to 839 code for a protein of 244 amino acids. The record is from RefSeq and is a predicted model, not a curated record.
UUUCCGAGUCUUGCCUCCUGUAGUUUUUCCGCCUUGACAGUUAGGGUGAAAGCGGCCACCUUGCAGGGCCAAAGAUCGUCUCGUGGUCUCGCUUGGUUGCAGUCAUGUCGGCAGCUGCUUCGGGGGCCAGCAAGGCGGCUCACAGCAACGGAGCUCCAGCGAAAAAGAAGGGACCCGGCGCCUUGGCGACUGCUUAUUUGGUCAUCUACAACGUUGUUAUGACGGCGGGAUGGAUGGUGAUCGCCGUGGGGCUUGUGCGAGCGUACUUAGCCAGAGGAAGCUACCAUGGCCUCUACUACUCCAUCGAGAAGCCCCUCAAGUUCUUUCAGACUGGUGCUGUACUGGAGAUUGUGCACUGUGCUGUCGGGAUCGUGCCAUCCUCCGUCGUCCUGACUGGCUUCCAGGUCAUGUCCCGGGUUUUCCUCACCUGGGCUGUCACGCACAGCGUCAGAGAGGUGCAGAGCGAGGACAGCGUUCUGCUCUUUGUCAGCGCUUGGACUGUCACCGAGAUCAUCCGCUACUCCUUCUACACAUUCAGCUUGCUCAACCACCUGCCCUACCUCAUCAAGUGGGCCCGGUACACCCUCUUCAUCAUACUGUACCCAAUGGGUGUGAGCGGUGAGCUGCUGACCAUCUAUGCAGCACUGCCCCACGUGCAGAAGACGGGGCUGUACUCGGUCACGCUGCCCAAUAAAUACAACUUCUCGUUUGACUACUACACCUUCCUUAUCGUCGUCAUGAUCUCCUACAUUCCAUUGUUCCCUCAGCUCUACUUCCACAUGAUUCGACAGAGGAAGAAGGUUCUGGGCCACACCGAUGCCUAUAGCAAAGUGGAGUGAGAGAAAGAUUAGAACCCUUUCCAUCCAAACAAAGACAGACCUCGCACGCCCCGUUCCAGUUUUUCCAGAACUACAACUGCUGUCCAUUAUUUUCCCUGAUUUUUAUUUAUGAACAAACUGGCUGAGUGAUGUCAUCUAUCUGGUCCGGUGUGCUCAAAGAAGCACUGAAGGAAACCACCGCUUCCUUUUUAAAAAAUACAUACAUAGUGACCGCCCUCCCCCACAAAAAAUGUUUCUUGGUUUUGUGACAAUAAACUUGUUUGAAUCUCUGUCAACAUUGCUUAUAUAUGUUGUUCUUCUGCAUAAUACUGUACAUCUUGAACACUUUUUGUGUUGAUUUGAUUUUUGUGAUGUUAAACUACUGUUUUUGCUUCACUUAAACUGAUGUGAACGUGUUUUUGUCUACUAAAAGAGAUGACUCAUACUGUU